Acanthosepion pharaonis is the source of this 543-nucleotide messenger RNA. NCBI's taxonomy places the organism in Eukaryota, Metazoa, Mollusca, Cephalopoda, Sepiida, Sepiidae. The record is from the annotation of a GenBank genome assembly.
AUGUGGAAAAAUGAUGCCAAUAUUGGGAUCCAGGUUCAUGUAUUUAGCAGGGCUUUUUCUAUGUGGCAGCUGUACAAUUUUAUUUGGGCUGGUGGUUUUAUUCUUCCAUUUGCUGUGACAGGAAGUGUGUUUUGGGCAAUUAUACCUAUUAACUUUUGGAUUCUGUCAAAAAGGAAUGAUCAGACAUUUGACAGAUUGGGUAACAUCAUGGUACUGUUUAAAAAUCCUCUGGUGCUUGUGACUUGCUUUGUUAUUAUGAUCUCGUAUACAGUCCAGGCUGGAUUAUAUCCAAUUUUGGAACCACAUCUUCGCAUUUUUUCACUCAGUAGCCCAAUUGUUGGACUGUUAUUUUUACUGAUGUCUGUGACAUAUGCCAUAUCUUCACCGUUCUGGGGAUGUCUUUCUGAUAACAUGGUGUUGAUAGGUUGCAUUUAUGUAAGUGUCCAUUUUCAACCGUUGCGUUUAUCUGUAGCCAACUCCACCACAACCACCUUACGUCCCUUAACCCUCUUUAUCUAUAUAACUCCCCACCCUCUAUUAUAG